AUGCUGCGAAUAAAGGAAGCGAUUCAAAGGCGUCGAAUGAUACAAGAAAUGACCGAUGAUUGGUAUGAGGAAGAAAUCCUACCUCUUCCACAGUUAUUAUCGUUGCCAUCUCGAAAGUUUAGUAUACCCGAACAGCCUGGAAAUGAAGACACUUUGGCUUAUUUCGCACAAGGUCUUAGUGCUCGAAUGUCAAAAUUACAAAAACGUGCAUUAAGAAUAACAUGGAAGCGGCUUUCUGAAGCCCCAAGAACUUCAGGUCGUGGAAUGAUUGCCAUUAUGGAAAAAGUAUUCGAGAAGAUGAAUGACGCGAUGGAUAUAAUGCCAAUUUUUUAUAAAAGUGCGUUUUUAAGCUGUGUAGAAGAUAAACGUCGUGGUGCAUCGACGCAUUCACGAACUAUCACCACAGUUCGUGAUCACGCACAUUUACUUAUUGACUUCAUCGAUGAUUUACUGGAUCUUAUGUUUGAUAUUCCCUUGGAACAUAAAUCACUAGAUAUCGCAACUAUUGGCCGUAUUCAUGCAAAACUUGAGCCAAUGGGCUUCCACCGUUCUCUGUGGAAUUUCUUUGGUGAAUCCUUUGCAGAAGUAAUGUUCAACCAGGAAUGUGUUCGGGCUUAUCCACAUGCUCCAAGUGCCUGGUCAAUGUUAAGUAUUGUAACCACUAAUGCUUUAGAUGCAGCUUCAAGGAUUCCAAAAGGUGCAUUACAGGCAAGAAGCAAAUGUGCUUCACGCAACAGUAGCUUAUCGGACUUUAAAAGAACAGCCAGAAUAGCAAUUAUGCAUCCUAUAUUGCCUGGCAUUAAUGAGGAACAACCAGAUUUGAAGAAAAAGAAAGGUGGCAAUGUUUUUAAAUGCUGCAAAUCGCGACAGUUUUAA
Dracunculus medinensis (Guinea worm) is the source of this 876-nucleotide messenger RNA. The record is from the annotation of a GenBank genome assembly. NCBI's taxonomy places the organism in Eukaryota, Metazoa, Nematoda, Chromadorea, Rhabditida, Dracunculidae.